AUGGAAAAUCAUAAUAUAGUUUUAAAAUGGAAUAAACAAGAAUUAGUAUUUAAUCUUCAAUCAACUCAAACAUUAAGUGAAUUAAAAAGUUUAAUCUAUGAACAAACACAUAUAUUACCUGAUAGACAAAAAUUAAUGGGUCUAAAAUUAAAAACACCAGGUACUAUUACAAAUACAACAACAAUAGAUGAAAUAAAUCUUGCAUCAAAAAUUAUGCUAAUGGGUACACCUGAAGAAUCAAUAGCAGAAUUAAAUGCUUCGAAACCUGUUCAACCAGAUUUAUCCGAAGGACAAGAAGAAGAACAACAAGAUACAACAUGGAUUGAAGAUCCUGAUACAAUUCCAUUGGAAAAACGUGAAGAAGUACGAAUAAAAUUAGAACGUCGAAUAAAUACUUAUCAAGGAAAAAUUUUUAAUGAACCACGACCAGGAAAAAAAUUACUUGUAUUAGAUAUUGAUUAUACAUUAUUUGAUCAUCGUAGUGCAGCUGAAACAGGUGCUGAAUUAAUGAGACCAUAUUUACAUGAAUUCUUAACAACAGUUUAUGAACAUUAUGAUAUUGGAAUAUGGUCAGCUACAUCUAUGAAAUGGAUUGAAUCGAAAAUGAAAUUACUUGGAAUUGAAGGUAUUUCACAAGGUCGAACAACGAAUACAACAUUUAAUUAUAAAAUUGUAUUUUAUAUGGAUUCUGGUGCUAUGAUAUCUGUUUAUACAAAAGAAUUUGGCCUUCAAGACGUUAAACCAUUACCUGUUAUAUGGGAAAAAUAUCCUACACUUUAUUCGGAUAAGAAUACAAUUAUGUUUGAUGAUGUUUCAAGAAAUUUCUUAUUAAAUCCAUUAAAUGGUUUAAAAAUUCGUCCAUUUAAACGAGCACAUUUUACACGUGCAACUGAUAGGGAAUUAUUUAGUUUAACACAAUAUUUAAUGAUGAUAGCACAACAUGAUGAUUUCAGUAAACUUGAUCAUCGUCGUUGGGAACAAAUGCUUGAACGACAACAAUUUAUUGAACGAAGAAAACCAAAAUAA
Messenger RNA from Adineta steineri, 1026 nucleotides. Lineage: Eukaryota; Metazoa; Rotifera; Eurotatoria; Adinetida; Adinetidae. The record is from the annotation of a GenBank genome assembly.